Messenger RNA from Stomoxys calcitrans (stable fly), 5488 nucleotides. RefSeq names its product ets DNA-binding protein pokkuri (gene aop). The record is from RefSeq and is a predicted model, not a curated record. The coding region runs from base 1550 to 3934 and encodes 794 amino acids. Gene Ontology annotation, cellular component: nucleus. Gene Ontology annotation, molecular function: sequence-specific DNA binding; DNA-binding transcription factor activity, RNA polymerase II-specific. Gene Ontology annotation, biological process: regulation of transcription by RNA polymerase II; cell differentiation. Lineage: Eukaryota; Metazoa; Arthropoda; Insecta; Diptera; Muscidae. The transcript is spliced from 4 exons.
AAGCAAGCAAGAAGAAGAAUAAGAACAACAACAACAACAAAUAAUCUACAGACGGAAGUAAGUUUACUCAACAAAAAGAAGAAAAACACAGCAGCAAUCGAACGAGCGGCGGCAGCAGCAGCAACAGAAAUACAACAUUACGACAGCAGCAACACCGCAUGCACCAUCAUAUCCACCACGGCAAUCAACUGAAUCGUAGAAGUGUGGGGACAAAAACAGCAGGCCAUAUGUGAUUCACACAUAUUCACUCACUCACUCACUUGAUUGUGGGGCAAAAGAAAAGUGCAUUAAGUGGAAAGAAUUUAAUAAUAAAACCAACAAGAACGUCGUGACAACAACAAAAAGGAACACAAUUUGUUUAAAAAAAGAAAAAGAGAAAUAAUUGAAGUCUCUCAAUUUCGUGGCUCUUCUUCUACGCUCAAUCAAAACUGCAAUACACUGCACUCAUAUGAAGAGUAGAAGUACUCUCUUGCUCUCUUAAAGAUUGCUGAGCCGCAGCAGCUGGCACAGAAGUGUACAAAAAGAGGAAUUCAAAUUGCUGAGUGGCCAAAAUCACACAAAAACAAAACGUAAAAAAAAAUUGCAAAAUUUUGAAAUACUUGACUCCCCAACCGGCAGUUGAUUUUGCAGUUUUCGAAACAAAUCUAAGCCGGAACUUUCUUCUCUCGCUGGUUCGCGCGCCUUCCCCGCUGCCUAGCGUACAGCAACAAAUCGUCAAACACAGCACAAAGUCAGCGUAAGCGUAAACGCAAGUUAAAAGAAGAAGCAAAAGAAAAUAAGCCCACCUUUGGUAGUGGAGAGAAGUUAUGUGGUAGUCAGUCUCCCCCUUUAAUUCCAUAGAAAGGUAGGCGAUUUUUUCUUGCCUUCUUGCCUUUUUUUCGCUUGUUUCUACUUGACUUGUGGGUUGUUGUUUUUGUUGCUGCUUUACAAGGAAUAACAACAAACAAAACGAAAUCCCAGCAGCAGUCACAUUUGUAGCGUUAAAAGCUCUUGCCACUGCCAUUGAUUGCAUUGCUCGGCACUGCAUUAAUUUCUGCUGAAUUGGAUUGGAUAGGCGCAACGUAAGUGAGAGUCUGUUAACGUGUGCGUGUGUGUCAUAUGUUCUUUGUACAUCAUAAUAAUUUUGCUACGUAUAUCCGCUUCCGCAUUGUGAGUGUUGUUGGUUGGCUUCAUUCUAGCGAAAGAAAAAAAAUAGAAUAGAAAAAUAUACCCCCAAGACAAGGGAACAGUGCAAAAGCCAGAAUACUGGAUAGGCCAACGUACAAAAUUACACACCAAGGAGAAUUCACACACACACACAACACUUGUUGUCCUUCCCCCUCACCAAAGGCUAGGGAGCGAACCAGAAGACAACUUACAACAAUAAGAAAGAAGUUCAAAUUACAAAACUGCGUCGAUAGUAAACAGUAUUGCUUUAAAUCUGUGACUGUCCUCUUCCGCAACGUCCACAUCAAUGUUUUCCAUAUGAUUGUCACAAGGAAUAAUUAUCGAGGACUUUGACGUGAAAACAUAGAGAAACAAAUUUCCAAAUUGUGGCAACCAGUUCAAAAUGAAAAUGCUUCCGGUACAGUUAUCAUUGAAUCCGCCUUUAGGCCUAUGGAGCGAUAUGCUCUGGCGUUGCCCACCCGCACCGCCCAGCCAAUUGGCUGAGCUGAAAACACAGUUGCCACCCUCACUGCCCUCGGAUCCGCGCCUCUGGAGUCGCGAAGAUGUGGCCGUGUUCUUGCAUUUUUGCGAACGUGAGUUCGAUUUGCCCAAAGUCGAUUAUGAUCUCUUUCAGAUGAAUGGCAAGGCAUUGUGCCUGCUGACACGAGCUGAUUUCGGACACCGUUGUCCGGGAGCUGGCGAUGUACUGCACAAUGUCCUGCAAAUGUUGGUGAUCGAAUCGCACAUGAUGCAAUGGCAUUUACCAAAUAGUCCUGUCACCCCAACCAGCCGUUAUCCCCUGUCGCCGCACAGUCAUCCACCCACCCCGACUUGGCCGCCCAUUGGGGCGCCAGAAAGUGCCUUCCAUCAGACCUCACACUUAGCCCCACACCAUUUUAUGGCACCGAAUUCGGUGACGCUAAGUCCCCCGCCUUCAGUAGACUCACAAGCCAGCAGCCCGCCCCAGAGCCAUGAUCAAGCGCAACAAGCACAGAAUGGAUCAUCCUCGUCAUCGUCGUCGUCCUCAUCAUCGUCGUCGACCCACAACAGCAAUAGCAGCAGUAGUAGCAGUAGUACAAGUAGCACGGGCAGCUCUUCAGCAUCGGCUUCGGCUAAUGCGGCGGCGGCGGCAGCAGCAGCAGCGGCGUUGAGCGCCAGCAAUGCUUUCAGUGCCUUAAAGCAGCAGCAGCAACAACAACAACAGCAGCAACAGCAACAACAUAAUGCCACCAGUGCCAGUAGCCAUCAUUCGGACUCGGAUGAAGAGAGCUAUUCCGAACCUCCCGCAGCAAACAGUACAAUUGUGAACUUCUCCGCCCAUUCUUACCCCGCGGCAGCAGCUGCAGCAGCCGCCGCCGCGGCUGUGGCCCAAUACAACAACAGUCCGCCCACAACCCCCAUACUCAAGGAUAUGCCACAAAGCCUGAAGCAGCAAAUCAAAAACAACUUUGUCAACUCAUGGUCUCAGCAACAGCAGCAGCAACAACAACAGCAGCAGCAUCAGCAACUGGCACUCGAACAACAGAAGCUGCCACAGCUUGGAGGUGGUUCGGUCUCGGCACCUACCACACCCAGUUACAUGCAACCAGUGAAGCGGGAGUUCUUCCCCGACAAAACCGACAAUCGGUAUAUGCAACCAGUAAAGCGUGAAUUCUUCCCCGAAAACACAGAACCCAAUACAAAUGGCCGCUUGUUGUGGGACUUUUUACAGCAAUUGCUCAACGAUCGCAAUCAAAAGUAUAGCGAUUUGAUAGCAUGGAAAUGCCGCGAUACUGGCGUUUUCAAAAUAGUCGACCCUGCCGGUCUGGCCAAGUUGUGGGGCAUCCAAAAGAAUCAUUUGUCAAUGAACUAUGACAAAAUGUCACGUGCCUUGCGCUACUAUUAUCGCGUGAAUAUUUUACGCAAAGUCCAAGGCGAACGGCAUUGCUAUCAAUUCCUAAGGAAUCCAACCGAAUUGAAAAAUAUCAAAAAUAUUUCCCUGCUCCGCCAGUCGGUGGGCCAACAAAAUACGGGCAACAACAACAACAACAAUGGUGGUGGCACGACCUCCAAUAACUCACCGUCGGCUGCCAACCAAUCAUCAUCGUCAUCCAUUACGAACUCACCAACCUCUAAUGGUACAAAUUGGGCUAUGCCAGCUCAAGGAUCUUUGCAACAUCCUGGUGCUGGGCAACAGCAAACACCACAAAGGCCUUCCUCGCAAGGCAAUCAAAAUCAUUUGACUUUGCCCAAUGGUAUGUCGACGGCAGCAGCCGCCGUUGCCGCAGCGGCCGCCGUAGCCUAUGGGCCACCGCCAUCGUCGCCACUAUUUAUGCAUGCCAUAAAUGGUGCCUUCCACUAUUUGUCUUCGAAUGGUGUGCCACCAAACUCGCCGGCCGCCUUGCCCACUACACCCAAUGAGAAAUUCCAAUUUAAUGUAAUGAAAACAGAACAAAAUUCAGUGUCACCACAUGAAAAUGGUGGAGGUUCCGAAGAAAUGAAACCCACCGAUUUAAGUGUUAGCGGUAGCAGUAGUAUCGAGAAACGGCCUUAUUCCAGCCCAUCGGCAAACGACGAUUGUUAUCCACUGAUACGAAACGCUGAUGGAUUAACUACAAUUAAAUUAAUACGCUACAAUGAAAACGAAGGCGGAGGAUCAGCUCAAAAUUCGUCGGCUGCCAAUGACAACAACAAUGACAAUCAGCAACAUCAACAGCGAAAUACACCAACACCUAUGGACAGUGAAACAAGCGAAAUGGAAUCCAGUCCCACUCACGAUAACAUGGGUGCCACAGAUCUAAGAAAAUAAUUGGAAAACUAAAGGCAGGGAAAAAAUAUCCUGGCUAGAAGAUAGUAACAACAACAACAAUAAAAACAUAAUAGCGACAAUCACCAAGAACAUUAUCACAAUGAUAACAAACAACACAACAUACUAUCACAUACAAGUAAAACAAAGACCAUAGCGACAGAGAGAAUGGAAUGUAGUAGCAUAACUGCGCCUGCCGCCGUCGCCGCCUGCCCGCUCUUGGACUAUGAAAAUACCUCAAAUGAAUGUUGUGAUUUGUCUUAAGGCAAAGAAUAAGUCGUUGCAUAUUAAAAAAAAAAAAAAACGGCGAGUGAAGAACAAAAGUUUAUGGUUUUUGAAUUUGUAUGUAAUUGUUGAAACAACAACAACAACAUCAUCAAAACAAAUUAGAAAACUAAGAAAUGUGCCAAUUUAGACGUUUAUCUUUUUUUCUUACAUUUAUGUACAAUAUAAUAAUAAUACCUACCCACAUAUAUUAAACAAAACAAAUUAGUACUUUUUUAAAUACAACAACAAAAAUGCAAAUAUCUCUGCUAUGCGAGAGGGAUAAAUCGUUUUAUCACUUUUUACCCAUUGUCCUCUCGCCACUGUUCAUACAUACAUACAUAUAUCCAUACUCUGUCUGCCUCUUCUCUCCAUCGUACUAUUGUUAGCGAAAGAAGUCGUAUGAUAAUAUGACACUCAUGGGUUUCAAAGCAAAACGCGACCUACUGUUUUUUGUUUCUUUGGAGAAAAAAACUUUAAAUUUUUUAAACAUCUCUAAUGAGAAAAAUAUUGUUAAUUGUUAAAAUGGUAUCACGCAUACAAACAUAUAUGUGUGUAUAUGUAAACAACCAUGUAUUGUAUUCAUUACAAACAAAGCUUUUGAACAGCUUUAAUCAAAUUUGAACUUCUUCUAAGGAAAUAAACAAAACAAAACAAAAGUAAUAAUUGCAAACAAAAUGUGAUAGCAAAAAUUUAUGAAAAAAGUAAAAAAUUAUGAAAUGAUUUAGAGCUAAAAACCACACACACACACACUCACACAAAAACAAAAGUAAAAAACCACAAACAGAAUCAAACAAAAACAACUCUUAAUGAACAUAUCUUCAAGAGAGCAGAGCAAAGAGUCUCUCACUCUCAGCUAAAUUGAAUUAUGCAUUAUGACUUCUUCUUUCGUUAUGUUUUUGUUUUUGUUUUGUUUCUUUGUGCUCAUGAAGUCGAUUUUUUCAAGCUUAGCUUGGCUGCCUGCACUUCAUCAUUCUAGACGUUGGUGAACUUAUUUUUAGAGUUUGUUUAAUGUUUUGUUUUUAGAAAAAGGAGAAAAAUCAUUUCAUAUUGUUUUAAAACACUCUUCCUCCCUUGGCUUCCAUUAAGAGUAAUAUCUUUUUUUUUACAUACAUAUACAUUUAUUAUAUAUACAUUUUUGUAACAAACUUUAGCAGAAAAAGAAAAAUCUGAUAAAAAAUUGCUUUAAUAUUUUCUUCAACAUACUUUUUUUUAUUAAAAACAAAAAAGAAAACCAACAACAAACGUAUUUAUCUUAAAUUUUUUUAUAGGUUAACUGUUUAUUUUUUUAAC